AUGGCAAAGAGACCUGAAAAACGAGACUUGCCCCUUUACAUCAUUACAGGCACCACCAAAGUUGUCAGAGUUGGGGACUGUGUGUUGAUGAGGCCAUCAGAAAACGAUAAGGCUCCAUAUGUAGCACUCGUCGAGAAAAUUGAAGCUGGUAGCAACAACCACACUUAUGUGCAUGUUACAUGGUAUUACCGGCCAGAGGAGUCAAUGGGAGGGCGGAGACAGUUUCAUGGAUCAAAGGAGUUAUUCUUGUCAGACCACCAUGAUGUUCAAAGUGCCCACACUAUAGAAGGGAAGUGCACUGUUCAUACAUUCAAGAACUAUACUAAGCUUGAGAAUGUUGGUCCAGAUGAUUACUACUGUCGGUUUGAGUAUAAAGCGGCAACUGGAGCUUUUAUGCCAGAUCGUGUUGCAGUGUAUUGCAAAUGUGAGAUGCCAUAUAACCCAGAUGAUUUAAUGGUACAAUGCGAGCAGUGCAAGGACUGGUAUCAUCCGGCCUGUGUGGGUUUGACUAGUGAACAAACUAAACAACUAGCUGACUUUGUUUGUUCCGAUUGCUCAUCCUCUGUGAAGAAGUCUGUUAAUACUCCAGUCCCUCUGUCCAGUGGCAAGGUUGUGCCAAAGCGCCAGAAGAGGUAGGCGGAGCUGUGGUAAAGAUGGAUGAAGCUAGUUUUCAUCAUGUUUGGGAUGCUCAUCAGGAUUUUGUACAGUGCACUGAACUGGAACUAAUGCCAGUUCUUUGCAUAUAUUAUCUGAUGUCUGUUGUGUCCUGCUUUUGUCAGUAGUUCUUGUAUGUACUAGUAUUAGCAGAUGUUGACAGUCUGUUGGAGUUUGAAACUGAACUAGCAAAACAGUCUUUUGGAUUUUGAAUGGCAAAAUUAGUGUAAAU
This is a messenger RNA of Solanum verrucosum, 886 nucleotides long. RefSeq names its product chromatin remodeling protein EBS-like. The transcript has 5 exons. The record is from RefSeq and is a predicted model, not a curated record. Lineage: Eukaryota; Viridiplantae; Streptophyta; Magnoliopsida; Solanales; Solanaceae. The coding region runs from base 1 to 636 and encodes 211 amino acids. Gene Ontology annotation, molecular function: chromatin binding.